Morchella sextelata is the source of this 3768-nucleotide messenger RNA. RefSeq lists its product as uncharacterized. Gene Ontology annotation, biological process: phosphatidylinositol dephosphorylation. Gene Ontology annotation, cellular component: membrane; cytoplasm. The transcript has 11 exons. Gene Ontology annotation, molecular function: phosphatidylinositol-4,5-bisphosphate 5-phosphatase activity; phosphatidylinositol-3,5-bisphosphate 5-phosphatase activity. Lineage: Eukaryota; Fungi; Ascomycota; Pezizomycetes; Pezizales; Morchellaceae. The record is from RefSeq and is a predicted model, not a curated record. The coding region runs from base 1 to 3768 and encodes 1255 amino acids.
AUGUCGAUAGAUAUUCUUAUUAAGGAUCACCAUCCGCAGCGCUCAAUCUCCUUAGUGACACAAUCCCAUGCCUUAAUUUUUCGCCAUUCCCCUAGUCUCGAAAAGCACACUGGUGAUCACAGCCCACAUAACUCCUACGCUUCAAUAGGCGAUAAGAAUAACGGCUCAUCUUCUGCAAAUGCUCCAAGAUGCAUGGUGGAGCUCGUCGAGCUUGAGCAUGCCGAUCUCAGUGACUAUAGACGCGGGGAUAUUUUUAUAUGUGUGGUGACAGGCGCCAAAGAAGUUGCUUCGGUCCGUCCAGGGGAGAAUGUAUUGAGAAUUCAAGCUGUUCAAUUCCAUUGUCUAAAUCGUACCGAUUAUGAUGAUUUUCUUGAUAAUGAAGUAAACCCAUAUUCGGUCGAUUCUGAUGGCUGGGAUCAGGGCCGAAGUCAGCAGCCCGUUGGUUUGGAACAUCCAUGUUUGGCUCUGAAGAAACUUCUCAGCGAUGGGACUUUCUAUUAUUCUCGAGAUUUUGAUUUGACAAAUCGACUACAAGACCGAUCGCUCGACACCAAUAAUUUCGAUAUUGAUAAUUUCGACGAUGCAUUUUUAUGGAAUUCUUAUAUGAUUCAACCGCUACUCAAAUUUCGAUCUCGCCUCUCGGAAUCAGAACGUACUGCACUUGAUAAUUCAAACAUUCUUACCAGUACAAUCCGUGGAUUUGUUGAAUCACUCUUCAUACCUCGUCCAAGCACUCAAAUGGAAGGGAGAAUGAGGUCAUCAGGAUUACGGGCUACAUUAACAUUGAUAAGUAGGCUUAGUUGUCGAAGGGCCGGAACCCGAUUUAACUCGAGAGGUAUCGAUGAUGAUGGACAUGUGGCAAAUUUUGUGGAAACAGAAACCGUAGUAUGGGAUCCUGGUUCAAAUGGUCGCAGCCUUGGUUUCAGUUAUUGUCAGAUCCGGGGGAGUAUUCCGAUCUUUUGGGAACAGCAAGCAGGUCUUUUACCAGGCCAGCAGAAGGUACAGAUAACACGAUCUCCAGAGGCUACCCAGCCGGCGUUCGACAAGCACAUGGAGACAAUUACAUUGAAAUAUGGAGCAACACACAUAGUAAACCUUCUUUCGGAAACGAAACCCGGCGAAGUGGAAUUGUCAAAUAGAUACAUGAAACACAUUUCAAAAUCUCCCUUGUUCGAUAACGGGCAGAGGAGAACGGACCUUAGCGAAUCUUCUUUGUUGAUCUCGACUGAAUUCGACUUCCAUGCCGAGACAAAAGGUCCUGGUGGCUUUGAAGCAGCGAAUAGGAUUAGGCAAUUUAUACAAUCAUCUGCGGACUCAUUUUCUUUCUUCCUAAUGGAAAACGUUGAUGUUAAAGCUCGUGGCCAAUCUCAUGAGGACCAGGAAGUUUAUGAAGCCGAAAAGAAACGUGGGGCCGACAGUGUAGUCUUACAGCAAGAAGGUGUUUUUAGGACAAACUGUCUUGAUUGUCUGGAUCGAACCAACCUUGUACAGGGGAUCUUUAGUCGGAUGGCUAUCGAGGCCUUGUUAGAACAUCUCAAUCAAAAUGUCGGCCAAGAAUUUUGGAUGCGCCACUCAAGUCUGUGGGCAGAUAACGGUGAUGUGAGUUUCCUUAAAGCAAUGUUCAUGGUUAAAGUGACUGAAUUUUCUAAGGCAUUAUCAAAAAUAUAUGCUGGCACUGGAGCGUUGAAGUCAAGCUUUACAAGAACGGGAAAAAUGAGCAUAGCCGGUGCCUUCGCCGAUGCCCGGAAGAGUGCCACAAGAAUUUAUAUCAAUAAUUUCGCGGACAAAGACAGACAAAACACGAUCGAUGUUUUAUUGGGACGAUUAGUUGGCCAAGAAGCAGCAUACUUAUAUGAUCCUAUCAAUGAUUAUGUAAUGGCCGAGUUAAAUAAAAGGUCGCUUGAAUAUUCAUACGACAAGCAAAUUAAUAUUUAUGUUGGUACCUUCAAUCUCAAUGGUCGAAUCAACGGUUCUGAGAACGAUCUUUCUGGAUGGCUGUGUCCGCCAUUCGAAGGUGCUGAACUACAACCCGAAUUGGUAGUUGUAGGCUUUCAAGAGAUUGUCGAACUCAGUCCACAACAAAUAAUGGCAACUACUCCGGAAAAGAGGCAGAUAUGGGAACGGGCCGUGAAAAAAACAUUGAAUAGACGAUCCAAAGAAUUGGGCGGAGAGGAAUAUAUCCUUUUGCGUGGCGGACAGUUGGUAGGGGCUGCUCUAUUAAUAUUUGUCAGGUCAAGUGCUAUUGGAGACAUCAAAAAUGUAGAAGGAAGUCUUAAAAAGACUGGCAUGUCGGGUGUAGCCGGUAAUAAGGGUGCUGUUGCUAUCCGGAUGGAUUAUGCAAACACGGGAAUCUGUUUCGUCACGGCGCAUCUUGCUGCAGGGUUCUCGAAUUACGAUGAACGGAAUAGAGACUAUAAAACUAUCUCGCACGGUUUAAGGUUCUCACGUGGACGCACGAUUGACGACCAUGAUGCUGUGAUUUGGUUGGGAGAUUUUAAUUACAGAAUUGGACUUACACGUGAGAGGGUCCUUCAAGCGGUGGAAAAUAACGACCUACAAACCUUACGCAAGCAUGACCAGUUGAAUAUACAAAUGGAAGCGGGCCUAACAUUUCCAUACUACUCUGAAGCGAAAUUAUCAUUUCCGCCAACUUAUAAAUAUGACAUUGGAACUGAUAAUUAUGAUACUUCUGAGAAGGCACGAAUUCCAGCAUGGUGUGAUCGAGUUCUUAAGAAAGGUAAUGUCCUUCGACAACUUUCUUAUAACUGCGCACCAUUACGCUUUUCAGAUCAUCGGCCCGUGUAUGCAACCUUUCAAUGCACAGUAUCAGUGGUGAAUGAGACCGUAAGGGAUAAGAUGAGUAGGGAGAUAUACUUGAAGAGAAAGAGUGAAGUUGGAAAGUCCGGUAGUCAUUCUGGGAACCUUAUAGAGGAUGAAGAUGAUCUUCUGGAAUUUGAGCCACUGGAGCCCGGACUACCCCCACCAAGCUCAGAGCAACGAAAAUGGUGGUUGGACAAUGGAAUGUCUGCCAAAUCAACUGUGAAACCUCCGGGUCAUGAAUUUGUACCUAACCCGGAGCGUCCAGCAAAUCCGUUCACCGAAACAUCCGUACCUAAUUGGAUCGAGAGGACGCAGGAGGAGGACGAACAUGAUCUCAAUAAGCCAGUUUCAAAUUCGAGCAGCAUGAUUUCCAUUGCACCAUCAAAGAUUGGGCCUCGAAAGCUCCCGCCGCCGUUCAAUCCGACAGAUCUUCCAUUGCUCCCGCAGAGACUACCUGCCCCUCUGGAGCCCGUCAAGCGAAAAUCAGUUGUACCUCCCCCAGUAGCACCACGAAAGGGAGCACCAGAAAUACCAAUGUCGUCUCAUCCCUCGACCGCAAAGCCCCAAAAACAAGCACCUCCGGCGAUCCCCAGAAAGCCAGCAGUACUGUCCUCGCGGGCCCACCAAGAGUCCCCAUCAUUACUCGACCAAGAUGUACCUCUGCCGCGUAGUAAUUUGACUGGCGGCUCCACCUCCACAAGAGAUGUCACGCCCUCAAUGAUGUUUCCGCCGCCCCCUAGGCGGGUGGGAACGACGCCAAUGCCACCGCCCACGGGCAGCACUUUGGCACGAUCUUAUACCUUCCGCGAUGACACACGCUUGCCAAACAGAAACCCAAACCCGGCUCUGCCCCCUCGCAGGCAGGAUGCAAGGGCCCGCAGCGUGAUGGACGAGGAUGAGGAUGAGUUGCCGACCAUGUCCUCCUGGCAGCCGUUGCGGCCGGCUUGA